GAAUCAGCGUAAAAAAUCGAUUUAAUAUCGAAUUUAGUUCCAGCGCUAAGCAGCACUACCACAAAAAAAAAACAUUAAAAGAAAAACAUUGACUGAUUGCAAUUUUAGCGCUGCACGGUUAAAUAAAUAGGCGUGGCUAUGUGAACGCCAUGGGCUGCAUCACUAGCACCAACAAAUUACAUGAACUGGGACAGGACAAUGUUUUUCGUGUGCGUGUGGCACAUUUGCAGCCCAGCGGACCAGAAGCGCCGGCGCCAAUAAUACGCAGUGGCUUCUUGGAAUUGACACCACGCGAGCUCAUUUUCAUAACCCCUGGCUGUGAGCCGAUUGUGUGGGCGCUGCACAAUUUGCGUCGUUAUGGUCUGAAUGGUGAUUUGUUCUGCUUAGAGGCUGGCAGGCGCUGUAUGUCCGGCCCAGGCAUUUACACCUUUCGCAUACACAAUGCCGAACAGUUGUAUCCAAUGUUCCAGCGCUACAUCAAUGCUGUGAACACUGACGCAUUUGCGCAGGUAGAACGCGAACGAGAGCGCGUCAAUUCGGUGCUUCUGGGACGCAGCGAUGUGCAGCCACAUAGCAACAACUAUUUAGAGCCAGCGCCAUUGCUCUCUCGCGCUGCACUGCAGCUGCAUGGCACGCAGCUACAUGAUGGACCCAGCUCGCCGGAUUCACUGCCCAAUCUGCAGCUGGUGGGCGGUGAGCAGUUGCCCGACAGUGGCGCACUGCAGUCGCCCAUAACUCCUGGCGCCUAUAUCAAUACCGCUUGCAAUUUGUACUUUGAUCAGCCUUUGCAGCGCAUACUGCAGGAGCAGCGCAACAGCAACACCCCACCCGACGCCACGCCGACGGCAACCAACAGCGCAUUUAGCACAAUGCGGCGACAGCAACAGUCGAUCGAUAUGCCACCGCAAGAGUCAGCACCUGCGCUAAACGAAUCGGUGCGUCUUUAUGCCAAUGUCGAGACGCCACGCGAACGUUUGAUCUUCGAUAUGCCAAAUGCGACUGCUGCACCUGGCAAUGGCAGUGAACGGUGCUAUGAAAAUAUUGGACCCAUGGAUCUGCCGCUGCUGACACGCGAUUCUUCACAACAAUCAGUUGCAUCUUCCUCCCAGCAGCAGCAGCAACAACAGCCAGGAACUCCCACCAGUGUGUCUGGCGUUAACUACAUAGUGCUUGAUCUGGAUCAACCUCGCAGUCCUGGUAAUAACUCUCCUAAAGUAUUGGUCCAGUGUGGCAGUGGCAUAAAAUUGAUACUUACAGCGCCAGAUACACCGGAGAAAGAAGUGCAACGUCCUGCUGCUGCCAAAACGCCCACGACAGAGUCAUCUGGCACCCAGGGCUACUCCACGAUUGAUUUCAUACGCACGAAUGCUUUAAAUAAAUCCUCAACGGCACAACCACCCGACAGUGAGACGGCUGUGCUACGCCAGCACGAUCAUCCGCAUGAGGAGGAGGAGCUGCGCAUGACCAGGCACAGCAAGUGCGUACGCAAGGCGUACUCCAUAAGUGAGUGAGUAACCAGCAACAAGUUGCAGCGGGGGCCAGCACAACGAAUUUACCAAUACAACAAAGAUGGGCUCUUAACGGUUAUUGCAUGCCGUUAUAAUAUUUAGCUAAGCUUAAGUAUACGUAUCCGUGCAUGAGAGAGAGACUCCAACAAGAGAGCUCUACUCAAUGUGAGAGCUGCUUCACACUGAGAGAAAUUGUAACUAGGUUGUUUCAGUGUAUGUAUGUACUAAUUGUUAGUUAUGCACAUACAUAUACAUACGUACAGUAGACUUAAGUAUUUUUUAAAAAAACACAGACAUAGGUACACACAUACUUACUACACGGGGCUGUUUAGUGCUAGUCAUUUUUUGAACACUGUGCAAAAAGUAGUUACUUAUUUUGUUUUGAUUUUUGUAAACGUAACAUGCAAGGCUUUUAAAUUAUACAUAGUACACAUUUUAAUGCGUACUACGACAUAUAUACAAACAAAAAAAAAGUUGUAAUUAUAUACAUAAAUAGUUGAGCAUAGUUUGAUUGUUAUUAGCAUUGCGCAAAUCUAGGCUGCAGUAUAGCCCAGUGCUUUAAAAAAAAUAAAUAAAUAGGAUUUGUUGGCAACAGCUUAAAGAUGUAAUUGGUCGCUUUAAUUUUAAUUUAUACAUUGCUUUAUUGUUAUUGAAAUUUAUAGAAGUUUAAAUAUAUGUACUUA
This is a messenger RNA of Drosophila busckii, 2191 nucleotides long. RefSeq lists its product as uncharacterized. Gene Ontology annotation, cellular component: cytoplasm. NCBI's taxonomy places the organism in Eukaryota, Metazoa, Arthropoda, Insecta, Diptera, Drosophilidae. The coding region runs from base 150 to 1511 and encodes 453 amino acids. Gene Ontology annotation, biological process: cell surface receptor protein tyrosine kinase signaling pathway. The transcript is spliced from 2 exons. The record is from RefSeq and is a predicted model, not a curated record.